This is a messenger RNA of Diuraphis noxia (Russian wheat aphid), 1240 nucleotides long. Its product is annotated as motile sperm domain-containing protein 1-like. Lineage: Eukaryota; Metazoa; Arthropoda; Insecta; Hemiptera; Aphididae. The record is from RefSeq and is a predicted model, not a curated record. Gene Ontology annotation, cellular component: cytoplasm.
GUUCAAGCAUUGUGAUUUGUGCUUUUUAGCUACUAGUCAAUAACAGAAGUUGCGUAUGCAAUAAUUUUCAAUGAGUUGCAUCGCAAACAAUGAAACAACAGAUUUAUUAAAGUCAGAACGUAAUAAAGUUGAUAUCAUUUGAAMAAUCAUGAAACAAUGCAAAAAUGUUAUGUCUAUUGUUAUAAGAUAUAAAUAGUUAUGAUGACUGAAUGUAAAGUCCCUGUGUUUGUCAGUCCUCAAUCAUUAACUUUUAGUUUGGAGGACAAGCCAUCCCACAGGCAAAUAAUUACACUAUUUAAUCCAUACGACUUUCCAGUCAGAUUCAAAGUUUUUUGUACAUGCACAAAAAAGUAUACUGUCGUUGAACCAGAAGGUUCAAUAAAUGCUAGUUCUCGAGUGGACAUAGUUGUCAGGCACAAUGCUCCUGCGCCAGCUUUCUGCGAUAUCAGAGAUAAAUUCCGAAUACAAAUGCAAUAUUAUACAACCAAAAAAGUCAUUGGACACAAAGAUGUUGAAACAAUAUUAGUAAGGUCUUCUGACAAUUUUGAGCUACCAGCUGAAAAUUUUAAGCAAUUACUCAGAACUGAUAUAUCUGUUGAUAACUAUGAUAAUGAAUCUGAAAUAAGACAAACCACUAAUACAAAUACUCCAGGACCAAAUCUCACAACUCUAUUUAUGGCUGGUAUAUGUAUUUGCGGAUUACUUUUACCAUCAUCUGAAGAUUCAGAUAUUCUGAAAUUUCGUAUUUCUUUCAAUUUAAAAUUAGCAUUAGCUUUUGUUUUGGGUAUGACUACAAUAACAAUAUUACAACAUCAAUAGUCCACAGGGAUAUUUUUACUAACACAUCCGCUUGUUGACAAUAGUUUUGAAACUGAUUUGUACUCAAUAUGCAUGUUUCCAUUAUUAGUUGUAACUUAUAAGAUAUUAAUUUACUCUAAAAGCAUUAAUCUAYUUAAUAGAUUUAUGUGCUAUGCUUUUAUUUUACAUUUUAUUGUUUUGAUGUAAUUUAUUAUUGAUUAUAGUUUUAAGAUCUAUUAUUUUUCAAACCUUAUAACCAACCUUCAAGAAUUUCAAAGCCAUACAAUUUGCACUAAUAGGUAAAUAAAUGUAUUAAAGCUAUAAUACAUUUUUGUUUGGACAAACACUGCCGCCAUAUUUUUAAUCUCUUAUCCACCACUAGAUGAUUGGGUUGUAAAAAAAAAUUGUAUAUAAUAAAUUGUAUUUUUAUUUAUGUUUAUUU